AUGGCAGUUACUAGAGAGAAAGAAAAUUGUUCAAGAAAUAUUAAUGGAAAUAUACCUGCAUUAUCUCUCAAUAGUGAUAAUAUGUCGACGUCGACGGACAGUGACGACGUAGCGGACCCGACGUAUGAAAUUAGGAACAUUCAAAGCAUCAUAAACGUAACCCGUGAAAACAUUGACGCUCUGAAUGCAAAAUUUGCUGGUUUCCAGCAUCCACCGUCAUUGUAUUUGUCUGAAUACCAGGAGCUAACGUCGAAGUUGCAUAAUUUAGAGUUACGAGAACGAACUUUACGUGAAUUGCUGCAGUGUGAAUCGCCGGACAGAAGUGAGGAGUACUCGUUGCAGGAUGACAGUAAAAAGUUCGAUACUCUUACGCGGCAACCGAAGGUGUUCCUGCGGGCGCACCUGCCGAACCAGCAGCGGACGAGUGUGCAGGUGAAGGAGGGCGUGACGCUGCGGGACGCGCUCUCCAAGGCGCUGAAGCUGCGCAACCUGACUUGUGAGAUGUGUGAAGUGGUGCGGACAGGCAAUGACCUAGUGAUACCUUGGGACAUCGACAUUACUAUGAUCGACGCCGAGGAGGUGACAGUACGGACAUUGGACAAGCUCCCGAUAAUGUCCCACAUAUCGCACCAGUUCACUCGGAAGACAUUCUUUACACUCGCCUUCUGUGAGUGCUGUAGGCGACUGCUGUUCAACGGCUUCUACUGCUCGCAGUGCAAUUUCAAGUUCCACCAGCGAUGCGCCGACAAAGUGCCCAGUAUCUGUCAUCAGGUGCGUAUGACGGACACGUACUACGCAGCGCUGUUGGCACAGAACCCUGAGACACAAGCUGGCAUUCUGCACUUCCCUCCACACUUCGGAUACCAUCACAUGAUCUCUAGAACGGACCAGAGCAAGUCUAUCUCUCCAGCAAAGAAAAUGAAGGAGUUUGAUGUCCACUGGCACCAGCACCCGCGCUCCUUGAACCAGCAGGACAGAUCCAACUCCGCUCCAAAUGUCUGCAUUAACAUGGUGCAGAGACCUAUGACCCUCGCUGAACAUCAGAGGAAGCAUAACCAGGGUAACAACAACUCGCCGCAGUCCUCGAACUACCUGACUUCGGGCAGACACAAACAGGAUGACAAAGACAAGGCCGUAGACCAGCAGCACAGCCAGAGUACACAGGCGUCUCCGACGGGCACGCUCAGGCCGCGGCGUGCGCGUGCGCGCUCGGCGGACGAGUCGUGGAAGAACGCGCUGUCACCGCGAGAGAGCUACGACGACUGGGUCAUACAUGCCGACGAAAUACUCAUCGGGGCUAGGAUAGGGUCUGGCAGUUUCGGAACAGUGUACAAGGCCCACUGGCACGGCCCCGUGGCUGUGAAGACCCUCAACGUGAAGACUCCUACACCUGCUCAGCUACAGGCCUUCAAGAAUGAGGUGGCAGUCCUCCGCAAAACCCGGCACUGCAACAUCCUUCUAUUCAUGGGGUGCGUGUCGAAGCCGUCGCUGGCGAUAGUGACGCAAUGGUGCGAGGGCUCGUCCCUGUACCAGCACCUGCACGUGCUCGAGACUCCGUUCCCACUGCUCUACCUCAUCGACGUCGCGAGGCAGACUGCGCAGGGCAUGGACUACUUGCAUGCUAAGAAUAUUAUUCAUAGGGACCUGAAAUCAAACAACAUAUUCUUGAGAGAUGACUGGUCUGUUAAAAUUGGAGAUUUCGGUCUAGCCACGGCCAAGGUGCGGUGGUCCGACACAUCUACAGCGGGAGGUAUCCAGUGGCAGCAGCCGACGGGCUCGAUCCUGUGGAUGGCCCCCGAGGUCAUUCGCAUGGAGGAACCCGCGCCGUACACCUUCCGCUCCGACGUCUACGCGUACGGAAUCGUGCUCUACGAACUCAUGGCAGGGGAACUGCCUUAUGCACAUCUUAAUAACAAGGAUCAGAUCCUCUGGAUGGUCGGGCGAGGUUUCCUGCGACCUGACGCUCGCCGAGUGCGCCAGGACGCACCACAGGCCCUGAAGCGUCUGUUCGAGGACUGUAUCAAGUUCGACAGAGAGCAACGUCCUCUCUUUCGUCAAAUCCUGGCCUCACUAGAGUCCAUGCUGCGCGCCAUGCCCAAGAUCACGCGCAGUGCUUCCGAACCGAACCUCAACAGACAACUGCAUGCGUCCGACGACUACCUCAGCUACAGCUGCGCGUCGCCCAAGACACCGGUCAACUUCCAGUUCAACACCGACACCAGUUUCCCGGCGUUUUACGGCAUCCCAGUGCCCAACCAGCGGCACCCGUAG
Spodoptera littoralis (African cotton leafworm) is the source of this 2271-nucleotide messenger RNA. NCBI's taxonomy places the organism in Eukaryota, Metazoa, Arthropoda, Insecta, Lepidoptera, Noctuidae. The record is from the annotation of a GenBank genome assembly.